ACUCCAGGCUUUGUCCCGAAAUGUGACGUCAGACAGAAGGACUCACUUGUAGCGAGCGUUGACCGGCGCUGGCUGUCAUUUGCACGGCGCCGUUUUGCAAUAAUCUGAGCUCGUGGAAUACGUUCUAUUUUUUUUUACAAGAAUCUCAUUCUGGGUUCAAUGAAGUUGAUAUUGGAAUCUCGUAAUGAGGUGGCUUCUGCCGUGGAUUCUAAUAGUAGCCAGCACUCAUCAGGUCUUUUCCCAACAUCCCACAGCCAUGCCUCCCUUGACGGCGACCAUAGAGCUGUAUAACCGUACAGCGUUCUGCAAAUGGCCGUGCAAGUGUGCCAAGAGCGCCCCCCUGUGUCCGCCAGGGGUCAGUGUGCUGAUGGACGGCUGUGACUGCUGUAAGGCCUGUUCCAAACAGGUGGGGGAGACCUGCAACGAAGCCGACGUUUGUGACUACCAUAAGGGACUGUACUGUGACUACAGCGUGGACAAGCCGAGGUACGAAAAAGGAGUAUGUGCCUACAUGGUGGGCACAGGCUGCGAGUACGACGGAGUGAUCUACCGGAACGGUCAGAGCUUCCAACCCAGCUGUAAGUACCGCUGUCUGUGUGUAAACGGUGCCAUCGGUUGUGUGCCGCUCUGCACAGACUCCCAACCACCCCGGGUGUGGUGCCAGACGCCCAGGCGGGUCAAACUGCCGGGUCGAUGCUGUGAGCAGUGGAUCUGUGACGAGCCCAGGAAGACGCGCAAGGCAGACCCCAAGCAUGCGGAGAUAGUGCGCGCCAGCCACAAUGAGGUCUGGCAUAAGAACUGCAUUACCCAGACAACCUCCUGGUCCCCGUGUUCCAAGACCUGUGGACGUGGCCUGUCCCUGAGGAUCUCCAACGCCAAUGACCAGUGUGAGUUGAUCAAGGAGUCGCGCCUCUGCAACAUCCGGCCCUGUGACGUGGACAUCACCAAGCACAUCAAGCCAGGGAAGAAGUGUCUGAACAUUUACAGGGAGGAGCAGAGCCAGAACUUCACCAUCUCAGGCUGCAACAGCAAGAAGCCCUACCGUCCAAAAUACUGUGGUGUCUGUGUGGCCACAGACGAUCGUUGCUGCAUCCCUUACAAGUCCAAGACUAUCGAGGUGGAGUUUGAGUGUCCCAACGGAGCCACUCUGACAUGGCAGGUGAUGUGGAUCAACGCCUGCUUCUGUAACCUCAGCUGCAGGAACCCCAACGAUAUCUUCUCUGAGCUGGAGCACUACUACGACCACAAUGAGGUCAUCAACUGACAACUGAGCAGCCUUGUCCGAGCCUGAACGUACGGCCCACAGGGCAGGAGACCAUCUCCUGUUUCUGUAGCAUGAGGUAGUUUAGUGUACAAGUACAACCCCUGGGUAAGACGCUAGUCUGCCGCGGGGCCUUUUACCCAAAUACAUCUCCUUAAUGCUGAAUGCCAAGCGUUUUUAGAGUCUUUGGUAUGAUUUUACUGGGGAGAACUGAGCAGAGGACAGGUUCAUUUAGGUUAUUAUUGACUCCAGCUUUACAUUCCUUGGAAUAAAGGGAUUGAUGAUUUGUUGGUUAGUUGAAUUAGAUGUUCAAGUACCAGGCUGGAACAAAGCCUGCACACCCCUAAGGUCACCAGGAGUAGGAUUGAAGAACAUUGCAGUUGAACCCUGUCCAAACUCUUCAUUAUGACCUUGAUAAAAAAAUAAAUAAAAAUUAUGCACAGGGUUUAUCAAUUAUUUAACCUCCAUUCAAUGAAAGGAAAAGGGAUGUAGUUGUUUUUCAAUUCAAUUUAUCAGAGAAUGGAGUCUACAAGGUGUCCAAAGCAUUCCACAGGGAUGCUGGCCCAUGUUGACUCAAAUGCUUCGCACAGUUGUCAAAUUCAAAGGCACUGACAUCUUUUGUCUUACCCAUUCACCCUAGGAAUGGCACACAUACAAUCCAUGUCUCAAGGCUUAAAAAUCCUUCUUUAACCCGUCUCCUCCCCUUCAUCUACACUGAUUGAAGUGGAUUUAACAAAGUGACAUCAGUAAGGGAUCAUAUCUUUCACCUGUAUUCACCUGGUCAGUCUGUCAUGGAAUGUUUUGUACACUCAGUAUAUUAGCGGAAGUUGAUCAUGUACUUGUGAUGAUACCAUAGUAGGACACAGUGGUCAAACCUAUUGUAAUUAUGCAUCAUAUUCAUAUGGGGAUAAUCUUCUACCAAGUUAGGGCAUUAACCACUCGAGUGGUCAUCCUGUUGUAUACUCUUCUGUUUCCCUCUUUUUGUGUCAUGUCAUUAAGCUUACUGUGUAUGUACUGUUGUGCUCAAAACAUUUAGUCAAGUAUUUUGUAGUUUACUGCAAAGUGUACAGUAUAUCAGACAAGAUUCUCUGACAUUUUCUCAGUUUCGCAUUGAUUUCCAUUGACUCUUAGUGAACAAUAAUAGUGUUUGUCUCAAUGUCUGCAUUGUCAAGUCAGUUAUUAUUUGAGCUCUACGAGGUUAAAAGUGUAUCAACUUUUUAUUGAUUGAAAUUUGAUUGAGAUCAGCUCAAUAAGUGUUGUCAUUUAUUUCAUUGGUCAAUACUCUAGUAAACCAUGUACCAUAUCCAUGUCAUCAUAAACAACAAACAAACUCAUCCAGGAAGUCACAUUUCAUUGGUCAAUACUCUAGUAAACCAUAUCCAUGUCAUCAUAAACAACAAACAGACUCAUCCAGGAAGUCACAUUUCAUUGGUCAAUACUCUAGUAAACCAUGUACCAUAUCCAUGUCAUCAUAAACAACAAACAAACUCAUCCAGGAAGUCACAUUUGAUUGGUUCAAAUAAAUACAAAGUAUUAA
This is a messenger RNA of Oncorhynchus tshawytscha (Chinook salmon), 2798 nucleotides long. RefSeq names its product cellular communication network factor 4b (gene ccn4b). Gene Ontology annotation, biological process: signal transduction; cell adhesion. NCBI's taxonomy places the organism in Eukaryota, Metazoa, Chordata, Actinopteri, Salmoniformes, Salmonidae. Gene Ontology annotation, cellular component: extracellular region; extracellular matrix. Gene Ontology annotation, molecular function: integrin binding; heparin binding. The record is from RefSeq and is a predicted model, not a curated record. The coding region runs from base 185 to 1264 and encodes 359 amino acids. The transcript has 5 exons.